AUGUUCCCCUUGCCGCUCCUGCCCUCCUGUGAAACGCACGACAACCGCACCGUGGUGACUGCUGGCUGGGCGCGGACACCACGUCACUUCCCAGGUACCUCCUGUCCUCUUCCCUCUCGCGCCGCGGCGACUGCUGUGUCUCUUUCCCGUUCGGGGCGCGAGGAGCCAUCAGAGCCGACGGCCGCGCGAGGGCGGCUCCCCUUCUUCUCUGUGCCCCGCGCGGGACACCGCCCCCGGACGUUCGCGUGCGGCAGCGGCGCAAUCUGGUUUUCUUCUAUUCCAGCAGCCCCGCAUCAUCUACUCCUGCGAGCGCGGUCAUCCAGGGCGAUGGGAGGUUAUGACUCUACAGGUUAUGAGCCUGCCCUUUCUGUGUCAGAGAUGUCCAACCCUAUAACCCGUGAAAUAGAUAGAGCUCCAGCCAGGAGCAUCGUGAAGAUGCUACAUGCCUGCGACAUCCAGAUGUUUCAGGAAGAGUCAGGAUUAGCCUAUGAGAAACUUCUGAGCAACCAAGUGGUGGAAACCUUAAUGAAGGUGGCAGAGAGAGUGCAGCUCAUUUUAGAGGAUCCUCAGGACAGCCUCAUCGUACUUAGUGGCUGUGGCACUUCUGGGCGCCUUGCAUUCUUCAUCACGUCAGGAUUUAACAGAGAGCUAAGGCGGCUGAACCAGAGUGCGGUCUGUUCAUACAUCAUCGCAGGAGGAGACAGAGCUCUAUUUUCCUCCCAAGAGGCUCCAGAGGACGACCCCAUAUUGGGCUCGCUCAGUCUCAGAAAGGUAUCUGAGGGAAAGAAGAGAGUCCUGUUCAUUGGCAUCUCCUGUGGAUUGUCUGCUCCAUUUGUGGCCGGUCAGUUGGAUGUCUGCCUACAGCAUCCUGAUGUCUACACGCCUGUAUUGAUAGGCUUUAAUCCUGCACAUCAGGCCAGGAAGGAGCCAAUACCUGGCUGCACGUUCACAUUUCAUAGUGUGGUGAAAGAGCUCUCCAAAAUGCAAAAGGCUUUCCUCAUCAACCCAGCACUCGGGCCGGAAGCCAUCAGCGGCUCCUCGAGGAUGAAGGGAGGCAGCGCCACUAAGAUUCUCCUGGAGGUCGUCUUUUCUGCCGCUCAUGCUGCCAAUUUCUCAAAAACACCCAUCACAUACAAUGGGAUUCUGCAGCGCAUGAAAUCUUAUAAACAAGCUCUGGACAUCACAUACUCACAAGCAGAGGGGAUUGCUGCUCUCAUGGAGGCUGCUGGACACAGUUUGCAGUGUGGGAGGCGGGUGUGUUACCUGGGCUGGGGCUCCCUCGGUUUGCUGGGCCUCAUUGACGCCAGUGAAUGUAAACCCACUUUUGGAGCAGACUAUGAAGACAUCAGAGGCUUUGUCAGCGGAGGCUACAAAGAGCUGGGCAACAAAGAGGGUGAUUUAAAUUUGAUGGGUUGUGAGUUUGGUAUCACUCAUGAUGACUUUCUGAACAGCGUCCUGCCUUGUCUCACUGACAAGGACAUGGUUCUGCUUCUGUACUCUCAUUCUGAUGAUGUCGACGGGGUGGCAAGGCUGGCGCGCAGAGUGAGGGACAAGACAUCUAACAUCCAUUCUGUUUAUCAUCAUGCUGAUGGAGACACCAACGAACAACAAGAUGAAAUAAAUAAACUGUGUUCAUCCGCCCUCAAUUUCACAUGGCCCCAAGAAACAACUGUCUUCAUUAGUUUGCAGCACAUGCAGUGGGAGCUGUCCACCAAGCUGCUUUUGAACGCAGUGAGCACUGGAGCUCACAUCUUCAAGGGAAAGGUAUACCAGAACUACAUGAUCAAUCUGCAAGUCACCAACAGCAAGCUCUACCACAGAGCCACACGAUUACUUCAGAAGCUGUCUGUUCGAUCGGAGUCACAGUGUGAGGAAGCCCUGUUGAAGGCAAUCUAUCAAGUGGACAAACUCACAGAGGACAUGAUGACCUACCACUUAAAAACACAUACUGACGCUGCCGGAAAAGGCGAGAAGGUUGUUCCAUUGGCUCUGGUUUGCUUGCUGACUGGCUGCUCUGUAAAGGAGGCGAAGUCUCUAUUGGAGCGCAAGGCAAUCAUCAGAGAGGCCGUAGAGGAAUGUUUGCUAAAACACACCUCAUCAUCAGGCUUGCUCUGAUCAUCUAAUAAUGAACUCUACUGAGAGUUUAUACCUGAAGAUACGUGAACAAGAAGCGGUUAAUCUAAAUUAUAUUAUAAAGAAUAUGAUGGAACUGAGAUCAAGUCAGUAAGCAGUAAUUGCAUAUUAUCAUUGUUUAGUACGAGUGUUAUUAAAUAUAUUCCUGCUGAAAUAUCUGGUAGGUUGUUUUGGUACGACCAAUGAAA
This is a messenger RNA of Cyprinodon tularosa, 2321 nucleotides long. RefSeq names its product glucokinase (hexokinase 4) regulator (gene gckr). Gene Ontology annotation, biological process: carbohydrate derivative metabolic process; negative regulation of glucokinase activity; glucose homeostasis. The record is from RefSeq and is a predicted model, not a curated record. Gene Ontology annotation, molecular function: carbohydrate binding; enzyme binding; fructose-6-phosphate binding. Gene Ontology annotation, cellular component: mitochondrion; cytosol; nucleoplasm. Lineage: Eukaryota; Metazoa; Chordata; Actinopteri; Cyprinodontiformes; Cyprinodontidae.